GCAUCGCACCGUGCGCCCGCGUCUACUUUCUUCCACGAGAUUAUACUAAUUUAACUCAUAUUACUCUAACUUAACUGACAGUUCCGCGUGUGCUAUUAUAUUACAGUGAUUGUGUACGAUUUGUUUGACCUAGUGCAUUUUUGGAUUCUCCUCAACAUCCAGUUGACAAUGAAACUAUAAACUGACUUAUAAAGUGUAUGUGAGACAUAAAUAUGCCGGACACACUGUCCCUGUCUACGGGAGUCAGUCUGGGUUUGCUAGCGGGGAUCGUGUCCGGAGUAUGUUACCUCUUCGCUAACGGCCGCUCACGCCAGAAAGAAGCACGAAAGAAAAGGAACUACAAUUAUAUAGAGGAAUGUAAACCUGUACAGGACGAGAUCUGUUUCCAAUGCGGUGGAGAUAAAUUAGGAGGUCUGGUGCCUUGCAUCUGUCAUUACCACCGGGCAGUGAAGUUUGAGUCCGGCGCUUGGUUUCUUCGUCAGGUGCAGCAAGCUUUGAAUCUGAUGUCGUGGUCAACCAGCUCGGAAAGACUAGAGCAAAUAGAAGAAGAAGAUAGUGACGUGUCCAGUUCUGGAGACAACCGAGACCUCCACAAUGUAAGAGAGUUCCUAGAGGCCAUCUCCACUAAACUAGCUGGAGGGCCACUGGAGGGAACCAGGGUUUCAGCACUCUACGAUCACCCAGCUUAUCUCCCUCAUGGCCAGGCGUCACCGAGCGGGCAGACAAGAGGUGCAACCGGUGCGCACGCGCAGCUCAAGCGAUUGGUAGCCAGGGUCGUAGAGGAGGCAGCAGCUUUGCCCGCCCUCGCGAGGUACGCCGCCGAACCUCAAACGCCGACGGACUCCACCACGUAUGAGGACUUGUUGGCCACCGCCAUUUUGAACAAGGUGAUAGAACGUUACCAGACAGAGAACGGGUCCGGCGGUCGCAGCAGUGGUAUUCACUCUGCCAGCGCCAGUCCGUCUCCCUCAGACAGGUCGUCACCCAGGUCGCUCCACUCCAGAAACACCAGAGAAAUAUCACCCGUGCUUCGUAUAGAGGAAGAUGUUUCGGACUGGGAGGAAGGCGAAACUACUGAUGAUGCAUUGGAAUUACCUCGACGGGUUCCGUUCCCUGAGUUUGGAGGAGACAUAGUUCAUCACACAGAAAACAAUGACCGAGACUUCGACGAGGUAUCUGGUAGCGACAUCCAAGCUGUGGACGGUACUUGGGAAGAAAACUGGCUUUUCCAAAAGAAAAAGAUUAAAACAAUACAGUCAGUUCCAGUUCCAAUGUUGGUACCAAACUCCAAUACAGAAUAUAGAGUACUCAUCGGUGACAGAGACGCUGACGAUACUACAGACCUCUCAGACAAUGGCAGUGAAACUGAAGACCAAGACGCCGAAUACAAAAGUGAUAUCAAAAAGGUUUUAGAUUCCAAACAUGUUAUCGGUGGUAAAGCAAAAGUUCAUGAGAUACUCGACUUUGAACCAGAUAGUCUCAUGUCUGUUAAUGCAGAAAGUGCUGAUGAAUUUGAGAAAAUCUACAAAGAAUACUCCAAAGAUGAAGACCCCGUAGACGCUGUGAAUAAUGAUGCUAUAAUCAAAAAUAUUGUCAAUAAAGAAGUAGAAAGCCAUAAUAUAGAAAAUAAUGGUGAUAAUUCAAUUUUGAUUGUGGAUUUAGAAAGCGGUCCUCUUACCAAAACUGAAUUUAAUUUAAAAGAGGAAAUUCACAGGACAUUAUUUAAUGGACACACUGAUAUAUCAGAUCUGAGCAGUGAGAAAGAUAACGCAAUAGACAGUCUAGACUACGAUCAAAUCGACAGUAAAGAAUCAACAAAUACUUUGAGUCGACAUGAACGUGAGCGUGAAUACGAAGAAACUAUAACUAUUCCUGUACAGAGACAUGUAGAUAGUUUACGAAGAAAGCACUUUGAUGAUACACCUCUAGAGAAAAGCGUUUCAGACAAAGAUAAUGAAGAUGAUUUGAUACCAGGAUCAAUCGCUUACAGAGAACGAAAAAAAUGGCUUAACUACGUCGAUAUGCCAAACAAUCCUUAUUCUCCAGAAGCAAUUAAACAAAGAUUGUCCGCUAAAAGUACGUCAUCGUUAUUUGACUCUUUAACAAGUAAGAAAAAUUUUGAAAAUGAAAAAUUUGUGUCGCAUGAGGAUAUUUCACUAACUAAAGAUACUAAUACAUACUUUGAAAGUGAUAUUAAAUCGUCAAGUCCAAGCUCUGAAUCUUUAAACAGGAAUGGGAAAUCACCAAGUCCCUCUCCAAAAAUUUUAAAAGAUGUAUUAGCAGAAGAAGUGCCUCAGUACAAGCGAUAUGGACGAGACUAUUACAUAAAAGAAGCAAAGCUCUCAUCUGGUGGUCGAGAUAAAGCUUUAAGCGAUGCUAGUUCUUUCACGAGUUCUAUGAAUAAAUCUACAAGCUUAGACAAUUUCGAUACAGAAUUCGCUUCACCUGUAAGUGCUAGCAGUUCGCUGGGUGAUCUUGAAGCCUGUUCUCUUCAUCAGAACAUCGUCCGCGCCGUAUUAAGCCCUCGAAAUGCUAGUCCUCACUUUGCUAUAAAUCCCAUUUUUGAAAAUCCAUUAGAUUCAUCUGGUGAUACUAUGAACAAGUACAAUAUCACACCUAAUGGAUUAUUGAUUAAACAAUUCAACAACAUUGCCACUAACCAAGAAUACACAACAUUUGGUAGCAAGGAACAACCAAAAUCUUUAACAACAGUUUCAGUAGAAAAUAAAAAUGAUAUUUUAAUAGAAUAUGAAGAUAUAAAUGAACAGUCUAUAUUUGUUGCUAAGCCUGUCCAAAUAGACGACGAAACUGACCAUCAUUUUGAAGCAAUAUUAAAAUCAGCUUUCAGUAGAGAUCCCAAUAUACUACCAAUUAAAAGUAACGCCGCCUACGAUUCUGAAAAGUCAACCCCACAAAACAGUAUAGAACAUUCCUUUAGUUCGAGUAGUAUAGAAGACUCUAUCAAAAUUUAUAAUGUACAAACUGGCGAGAUAGUGAAAUGUAAACCUGAAGAUAAGGUAUCGCAACGAUAUGACGAGGCGGCUGACACAAAUGACAAUAUACGUAUAGUUGAUAAGGAGAACCCAAAAGAAAACACUGAUACGUUGAGUGAAAUAGAAUUUGAAGAUGAAAAUGUAAAGGAAAGUGAUCUCAAGGAAAACAUAGUUAGGCAUUUAGAAAAUAUCAAUGAAGUGGAUGAAUUACUACCGCAAUUACCGAAAGUAAAGGACUUAGCCAGGAAAUUUGUGAGCAUGGAUAAUUUGAGUGAGCCAACAAGACCACCGCAUCAGCUAUGGAGGCGACGAAGCAAAGAAAACCUCCUUGACAAAUCGACCACCAAACAAUCUUAUAUGCACAGCCUCACAGCCAGAAGUAUCUCAAAAGAGUUUCGCGAGGAGCUCAAAAUGUCCAUGCCAACCAGUAUCAAAGUCCCCGGUGGAGCUAAGGAAUUACCAGAAGGAAUAGACGAGAUUGUGAAGGAGUCUAGUAGACCUAGCAGCCCUGUUCCAGAACCAGGGACAAUUAAGACUAAAUUAGCCUUUUUUGAAAGUUUAAAAUCUCGAUUUAGCAAAUAGGCAGCUUAUUGGAGAACAAAUUCAAAUUACUGGAAUCUACCUACUGAAUUCAAAACUCCUUUCAACCCUAUUUUAUUUCUAACAUCAAUUAGUAAUUAAAACUACAGUUAAUACCAAAGAAAUGCAAAAUAUAAGAGUCCUUCGUUAUUCAUGAACCUACAUUUUAAAUGCCUAAUUGAUCGCUUUCCUAUGUUUAUAAACGAAGUAAAGAUUUGUCGUGUCAUUUAAAACUACUAGUACCUACUUAUAGAUACAAAUCUUGGUAGGUACUUAACGAUUUAAACCUUAUUUAAACAUAAUAUAACUACAUCUUGUUUAUUAAUAAUAAACCUGUUACGUAGUUAGGUAAGUACAGCUAAUGAGUUUAAAAAUCGACAAUCUGAGAUUGAUAAAAAAAGGAGUGAAGUUUCACAAAGUCGAGCACAGUCUUAUUUUAUAGCUGUAAAGUACUGUAAUAAAUAUUAGAUAUGUAAUAAUAAGAGUUAUAGACAAAGUUGAUAAUUUUCUUUAAUUUUCGUCAUUAUUCAAUUUUACUUAUACGUAUAGGUCUAGGAUAAUGAAUUUGAAAUCAAAUCAAAUCGUUAAAGGUGCUUUCAUAAUGUCACAAUUAUAGUUUAAUAUUAAGUAUAAAAUGUAAAUAAUGUAGUAUAGUGCCAUUUUAUAAUCAUUAUUUAUUAGCCAAAGUUGUUUAUUAAACAUUAUUACAAAUAAUUAUAUAUGGUUGUGUAUCUGUUAUGGUUAAUAUUUGUUUUCGACAUAUUUAGCCUUAAAUUCGUUUGAAAUAAUCUAACAUGUACCUACCUAGAUAGUUCGUAGGUUCUAUAGCUGUAAACACGAACGGAGAAACACAUGUGUAAUAAAUAGAAAAACAUAUAUGCUUUGCCGUUAAAUACGUUUAUCGGUGUCUCAACAUCUAGUCGCUAAAAUAUGCAAGGGCUGUUACUUAUAUACAUGCUGUAAAAUGGAGUGUUACUCCAUUUUACAGCAUGCCGUUUAGAGCACAUUACCACCUGUGCAUAAUAAAAAGUAAAUCCAUGAUAAAUUUCAUUAAAUAGCGAAGUCGUGUUGUGGCACAAGAACACCGAACGCGUGCAAUUAAUUUAUUGUAAGUGACGCCUACGAGUAGUCUGUAGUCUUAAUAUUUUACAUACUACAACCUUAGAUAAUUUAUACGUUUAGAUAGAGCCUGUUGCUGCUAGACAACCGAUGAAAACAAGCCAGGUUUAUUAUUUAUUACAUUAGUGUGCGAUUUGUAUGUAACUUUUUGUUAGUGUACGUGCAUUGCUCAAAAUAGAGGUUAACUGUCAACCUCAAUUUUUUUCGACGAUUCAACAGCUGUCACAAUCUAUCUAGACGUAUUAAUGAUCUAAGACCACGGCUUAACUAAGACGAAAAGACUUUAAUCAUUUUGACAUAUGAUUUCAGCUAUUAUUAUGUACUUACCUUAUUUGUGACUUAAUAAUACCCAGGCUGGUCAUCUCUUAUCAUUGUAUAAACAUAAUUUAAUAUUUUAAUUGUUUUUAUGAAUUUAAGAGAAAUAUCAAAAGUAAAAUGUUCACGUGUGUGACGAACAAGUGGCAUCAUCAAUUUUAACAAAACAACUUUAAAGCCUUUAAAUUUUAAUAUGAUUUUUGUAUGAUUGGAUGAUCAUACUUAUAUCAAAUAUACUUAAAAAAGGUGUCUAAUUUUAUUAAAAGGUUAAGCGGUAAAGGGGAAUUCCUUUAAUGAAGAAAGAAGAGAUAUAUUAUUAAAAUUCACUCCGUCUUAUUAGAUUGAUGAUUACCGUAUUUCUCUCCCAAUUAUUUGAUAAUUAAGGAUAUGAUUAGUCAGUGCAAUAAAAUUGUAAUAGAAAUAUGUGAUAUGGAAAUUAUAUAGGUAAGGUGAAGUUAACUGAUAAUGGGAAAAUAAAAUAUUCAAUUAUAA
This is a messenger RNA of Leptidea sinapis, 5498 nucleotides long. RefSeq lists its product as uncharacterized. The transcript has 14 exons. NCBI's taxonomy places the organism in Eukaryota, Metazoa, Arthropoda, Insecta, Lepidoptera, Pieridae. Bases 213 to 3575 code for a protein of 1120 amino acids. The record is from RefSeq and is a predicted model, not a curated record.